Aphanomyces invadans is the source of this 1351-nucleotide messenger RNA. RefSeq lists its product as hypothetical. Gene Ontology annotation, molecular function: RNA helicase activity; ATP binding; nucleic acid binding. Gene Ontology annotation, biological process: mitochondrial large ribosomal subunit assembly. Gene Ontology annotation, cellular component: mitochondrion. The record is from RefSeq and is a predicted model, not a curated record. The annotation marks the transcript as partial. The transcript has 8 exons. NCBI's taxonomy places the organism in Eukaryota, Oomycota, Saprolegniomycetes, Saprolegniales, Verrucalvaceae.
CGAUGCUGUCGGGAUGCCGCCGCUUCCAUACCCUUGGGCUGCACGCCAAGCUCGUGAAUGCGCUCAAGGCGCACGGCAUCGACCAGCCUAGCCAAGUGCAGCGCGUGGCAAUUCCGGCCAUUCUGGACACUCGCCGGCCCGACGUUGUUGUCGGAGCAGAAACGGGCAGUGGCAAAACACUGUCGUACAUCCUGCCACUCCUCGAACGAUUCCACGCGCAGUACCCUCUCGGCCGCGUCCGGAAGCCGAUGGCGGUCAUCUUGGUCCCAAACCAAGAACUCGUCAAGCAGAUCGACAGUGUCUUGAACACGUUUGGCAUGGACAUCCCGGUGGCAUGCUUGACCAAAACGCACGCAAUUCCCCGUCACGCCGCCAUCGUUGUGGGGACUCCCAAGGCAGUUAUCCAGCACACGUCCGUGUCGGACCUUGAAUUUGUCGACACCAUCAUCGUGGACGAAGCCGAUAUGCUGCUUGGCGGGGGCUUUGAGCGCGAUACAAAGCAGGUCCUCGGCGUGAUGCGAAACCAGUCUCUCUCGGACCCUCGCUUCAACCAGUUUGUGGACACACCACUCGACAAAACGAUCGACGUCCCGACCGCACCCCAUGGCCGCCAGACCAUCUUCAGCGCCGCAACUAUUCCCACCUACGGCCGACUUGCGGUUAGCGAAUACCUCAAGAAGAAGUUCCCUGGCGCCGAAUACGCCAUCACAGACAACUUCCACCGGACCGUGCCGACGUUGGAGCAAUCCUUUUUGCACUUGGACGACUCGUCGAUAGAAGCACGGCAAGAGCUCUUGAUGGAGAUCCUGACCAACGACAAGUCACGAGGGACAACGCUGAUUUUUGCAGAUUCCGUCGCCAGUGCCAAGGCACUGCACACGUUCUUGGAAGCUGAGGGACUUCGUUGCACCAUGCUGCACAAGGACAUUCCACGCGAAGAGCGCACGGCAGUGCUCGCUGCCUGCAACAACGGAGAAGCGGGCGACGACGAAAGACACAUUGUGGUGGCGACAGACAUGGCAGCCCGUGGCCUCGACCUGCGCCAUGUGAAUCAUGUGAUUCAGUACGAGUUUGCAACGAACGUCGUGGCCCACAUCCAUCGAAUUGGACGAACAGCACGGGCAGGCGCGACGGGAAAAGUGACCAACAUCAUUACAAAAGAAAACGACCUCGUGUACAAGGAAAUCGCGGCCGCGGGGGCCACCGGCGCGCUCACACAGGGCUUCAGUCGCCGCCGGAGUUUGCGCAAAAAGUUCAAGAAGGCGUCGCGACCAGUUUGUGACGAAAAGGAUCGUCAGGAUCCAACGAGUUGAACGCUACCACCCAAGUUUGCAUAUUCACCUUUCUCUCC